This is a messenger RNA of Plasmodium gaboni, 5724 nucleotides long. RefSeq names its product putative Rab GTPase activator and protein kinase. Lineage: Eukaryota; Apicomplexa; Aconoidasida; Haemosporida; Plasmodiidae. Gene Ontology annotation, biological process: protein phosphorylation; septin ring organization; mitotic cytokinesis. Gene Ontology annotation, molecular function: ATP binding; protein kinase activity. The record is from RefSeq and is a predicted model, not a curated record. Bases 1 to 5724 code for a protein of 1907 amino acids. Gene Ontology annotation, cellular component: actomyosin contractile ring. The transcript has a single exon.
AUGUAUUAUGAAAGAUGUAGAUGUUCCGAAUUUGUUCUUGGGGUUCAAAGUUAUUCCUUAAGAACAAAGAGAACAAAAAUAAAAUAUAAAAAUAAAAAAUGUAAAGGGGCUGAGGAGUUGAAUUUUAGUGUGGAUAUGUGUGAACAGGAAUAUAUAAAUAAAAAUGUAUCAUCUUGUUAUUAUAGUUAUGAAAAUGAAUAUAAUAAUAUAGCUAGUAAAUUUGAAAAAAUAAAAAAGUUAAGUCAUCCAAAUAUAUGUACAUAUUAUCAUAUGAGUAGAACAAAUAACAAUUAUAUUUUAUGUUCUGAAUAUUAUACUUUAUCUUUAUAUGACCUUUUGAAUGAUGAAGAUAUUAAUUGUGUAAAUUUUAAAUGUUUUAAAAAAAUAUUUAACAAAAAAAUAUAUAAUAAAAAUAAAAAUAUAUAUAAGAUAUAUAAUAAUAUAAAGCAUCCUAUAUAUAAUAAUAAUAAUAAUAAUAAUAAUAUUAAUACGAUUGAUAAGAAAGGAAAGAAAAAAAAAAUUAUUGAUAGUAUCAUUUUAAAUAAUAUUAUUUAUCAAAUAUUAAGUGCUGUUCAAUAUUUACAUUCGCACGAUAUUACUUUUUUAAAUCUUACACCACAUAAUAUUUUAAUUACAGAUGAAGGACAUAUAAAAUUACAUAAUUAUUGUAUAUCUUAUUUGUUUCAUAAUAUAGAUUAUCCGUUUACUUAUAAAGAAAAUAAACAUGUUCAUUAUUUUAAAAAUAAAUUAAAUGACCAUAUCAUAUCCAAAAAUGAAAUGUAUGAAGAACAAACAAAUAAUAAUAAUUAUUUGGAUAAAUUAUUAACUGGUCAGAAAAAAAAAAAUUACAAAAUUAAUAAUCACAUGAUUUUAUAUAUUGAUCAAUAUUUUAAAUAUUACAAUUUUUCACAUAACAUAUUAUACCAUGUUCCAUUCUUAUUGUUUUUUAAUUUAUUGCAGAAUGAAAAUAUACACUUUAUAUAUGAUGUGUAUAGACAUAUAGAUAUUUUCAACAUAGGAAUUAUAAUAAUUCAAAUCGUAAAUGGAUUAUUAAACUUUUCAUUCAUCUUAGAAAACUUUAUUUACUUUUAUCAUCUCCAAAAACUUACUAACUUAUCAUAUGAUGAUCAUCGUGCAAAGGAAUAUAAACAAACUAAAAAAUGUAUUAACAAUAAACUAAAGGAUAUAACAAAUAAAUUUAAACAAAAUGAUAUAAACUCCUUUAGUGAUUCAGCUUUAUAUAUCAAACCAAAAAUAUUACCUUCGAAAGAAAAAAGAAAAACUAUAAAUAUAAAAGGUAGUCAUACAUAUAAACAUAAAACAAAUCAACAAAUACAUAAUGAAAAAAACAAUCAAACCAUGAAAAAAAAAAAAAUUAACCGUGAACCUUAUAUAAAAAAAAAAAACAAAAUUAAUAAAGAACAACACACUAUUGAACAAAUAUAUCAACAUGCUUUAUUGCUUAGAAGAAAAAUAGUUGAUAUUCAAGAAGAAAAAAAAACAAAUAAUAAAUAUAUCAAAACGAAUUAUACAAACAAUGUAAAAACCAAACAAACAAACAUAUUAACUAAAAAAAAAAAUGCUAUAGAUUCUUCUAAAAAUGAAGUUAUUUCCUCUACAAGUUUUAAUAUAAGUGAAAAUAACAAGUUUAAGUUUUUCUUUUUUAAGACAUCUGAAAAAAAUGAUACUUUAUUUAAAAUACAAAAUGUUUUUAUCCUCAUAAUAUACAUAAAAUUAUUUUAUAUUUAUUAUUAUUUAAAAUAUUAUAAAAAUAAAAAAAAUAAAGAAAUAAGCCUAUUAAACGUAAAUAUACAGGACAUAUUCAAAAGGCUAUGUAAACACAAAUUAAAUAAAUAUUCUUAUCAAUCAAAAUACAGACAUCACAUAAAUAAAUUGAAAAGAAAAAGUUAUAAUAACAUCAUAUAUGAAAUAAUAAAAAAUAUGAUUGAAUAUUUUCUAAAUUGUAAAGUAAAUAUUUCUUUUAUUAAACUUAUUGAAAAUAUGUACUCCGAAUUUUUUACUAUUCAUUUAUUAAAAUCGAAUUUAAGAAAUAUAUUUUAUUCUGAUCAAAAUAAACAAAACGGAAAUGAAAAAACGUUAUUUCUAAAUCUUUUACAUAAGUGUUUAUUAUUAAAUAACUUUCAAUGUACCUCAACAUCUUUGUUAUCUCAUUAUUAUUUUUUUUAUAAUGUUAAUAUUAAUAAACAUAAAAAUUGUUUAGAAAUAAAUUAUACAGGAAAAGAUACUUUUAAUAUUCCGACAAAUAUGUCACUAUUAGAAAAUACAACUAUCACAAAUGAAAAUAUGUUAAUGAAUAAGGUUAAUCGUAUAAAUAAUAUUAUAGCGAAUGCAUGUACAAGUCAUAUUAAUACAACUAACCAUUUUCAAAAUAUUUCCCAUAAUAAUAACAAUAAUAAUAGUGAUUUAUAUUUUAAUUCUAAUAUUAAAAAUGAUAAUCAAAACAUUACAGAUAAAAAAAAUAAUAACAUAAUUAUAAAUAACGAAUCGAAACAUAUAUUUAAUCAUAUCUUAUUAAAUCAAAAUUAUGAUAAUAUAACUUUUAAUUCACACAUCGUUAGGGAAAUACCACCUGAACGUGUUCAGGAAAUAAAUAAAUUAAGCCAAGAAGAGCUAGCCAAAAAAAAUUAUUACAAUCCAUAUUUGGUGGAUUAUCUUUUAAAUGUAAGUAAAUGGAAUGAAUGGAAAGAUAAAUAUUUUAUAAAUAAAAAGGAUAUAUUUUAUUGGUUUCAAAUGUUAUAUAAUAUAAAUUAUAAUGAAGAAUUAAUGAAUGUUAAUUCAUUUCUUAAGUCUCCUAAUAUAUUAAAAAUACCAUAUGUACUUUAUAAGAGGAAAGAUGGGACAUAUAAUGACAUGUCACUUUUUUCUUUUUACAAAUUGUAUCUUUUAAAAAAAUAUGACAGUAAUAUAUUAUUUAACGUUUAUGAAAAUGUAUCAACUUUUAAAAAAAUAUCAAAAGGAAAAUAUAAGAAUAUCAAAAAGAUAAUAAAAAAUGAAAUUAAUUAUAUCAAAGGGAGUGAAAAAAAAAGUGUAUACACAUGUGUACAAAGAAAAAAGUGUGGAAAUGAUAAAGAAAUUAUAUAUAUAAGUACCUAUAAACUUUUGAAAAAUAAGAGAUUCACAAUUUUCAAAAAUAACAUGUUUAAAAAAUAUAUGUGCAUGUCAAACAACGAUGGUGAUAUUUCCGACGAAAUAAAUAAAAAAAAAGAAAUAACUGAAUUAUGGGAGAAUAAAAAAAAAAUACAUGUAUAUGAACAGGAAUAUAAUAUAACAAAGAAAGGAAGAAAAAGAAAAAGAAAGAAAAAAAAAAAAAAAAGAAUUCCUUUAUGGGAAAAUAAAAAUGUAGUAACUCAAAGUAAUAAUAAAAAUAAAAGUAUAAAUAAUUAUACCCUUGAAAAAACAGAUAAUAUUUACAAUUCUUAUAAUGAAUAUGAUACUAUAAAUUAUAAUUAUGAUGAUGAUUUAUUUAUCUCUUCCAAUUUUUUUAAUAUUUCCUUUAAUAUUAAUAAUAAACAUUCAUAUCCUUUAUUUAAUGACUACAACCUAAAUACGGUUGGAAUAUAUUUAAACGAAUUUUAUGAAAUAAUAAAAGAUGCUUAUUCAUUUAUUAGGAAAAAUGAGAAUUCUAUAAAUCAUAAAUCAAGUUGUAUUUAUACAAAUAGUUUUUUUUUUAUUUAUCAAUUUAAAUUACAUAUUAAAUAUAACGAAUUAUUAAAAUUUAAUCCUCUUGAUACCUUAACAUUAAUUAAAGAAAUAAAAUCAGGUUACCCAUGUAAUAUGAGGAAUGUUAUUUAUUUAAUUUUACUUAAUUAUAAUUACCAUAUCUUAUUAAAAAAAUCAUAUGAAAAAAAAGAAAAAAUCAAAGAUCAAAUUGGUUGUAUAUUAAUUUCUAAAAAUAAACAUCUAGACAAAAAUGAAAUAAUAAUUUAUUCAAAUAAUAGUAAUGUAAAGUAUUGUAUGUAUUCAAAAAAAUAUAAUUAUAAACAUAAUAAUAAUAAUAAUAAUAUAUUAUUAUUAUUUAAUAUAUUUAAAGACAAAUGGAUACAUGAUAAUGAUCUUAUUGGUAGUUUGAAAUUUCAAAAAAAGUUAAUAAACUUAUUAAUAUUAAUAAAUAUAAAAUUAAAUAUUCAGAAUAAAUAUUUGAAAUAUUUAUUUAUUCCAAUUAUUUUAUUAUAUUAUAAUAAUAUAUAUAUAAGUUAUAAAUGUAUAAAGAAAAUUUUGCAAAAAUAUUUAAUAGACUUUUAUAAAAAUAUUUAUUAUAGGAAUGAAUAUAUAUAUAUUUUUAAUAGUCUUUUAAAUUAUUAUCUUCCGGAAUUAUCCAUGUGGUUUUUUAAGAAUAAUAUAAAUAUAAUCAAAAUUAUAAAAAGUUGGAUAUACUCUUUAUUUUGUGCCUUUUUUGAUUUACAAAAUAUUUAUUUAUUAUUAGAUAAUAUCUUAAUACAACCAUCGUCAUAUAUAAUAUUUAUUUGUAUUAGUAUAUUAAUGUAUUUGAAAAAAUAUCUUAUGAAUAUUACAACAAAUAAAAAUAUAUACAAAAAAGUUUUUUCCUUAUCAAAAUUAAUUAAUCUGAAUUUUAUAUUAAAUACUUCACGUACUCUUUUUGAAAGGUGUCCUAAAUAUUAUCUUCUAUUUCCGUUCCAUUUACAAAUAGAAGGAUCAUAUAUGAAUGAAAAAUCAAUAUUAUUUGAUAAAGGAGGUAAUGAAAAUAUAAGUAAUCAUAUAAAUUACAUAUCUCAUUUAAUUAGUGAUAAAAAAUGGAUUAGAUAUUAUGUUCAUAGAUAUACCUUUAAAAUAUAUAUCAAAAAAAAAAAUAAAAUCAAAAAUAAAAAUAAAAAUAAAAAAUUUAUAUGUAUUAAUAACAAGACAUCUUUUAUCCAUAUGGACUACAAAACGGCAGAUACAAAUGAAAUUAAUAAUAAUAAUAAUAAUAAUAAUUACACAAAUGAGUCAUUUAAAGUUUUUGAAAAAAGUUAUAAAUCAAAUGAAUCAUUAAAGCUAAAAAAUUAUUAUAAAUACUUUUUAAAAUGUUAUAAAACAAAUAAACAAAAAAAAAAUGUAAAUGAAUUCAUUUAUUAUAAAAAGGGGAAUUUAAAAAAUUGUGAACAAGGAAAGACAAAGGUAAAUAAACAAAAAAAUAAAAUAAAAAAUAAUAAUAUAUAUAAUAAUGGGAUAGCCAAAAAUGUGAACAGUCAUAAUAAUAUGAAUAAUUCAUAUCAUGAGCUAGCCAAAAAUAUAUACAAUAAAAAUAAUAUAUAUAAUACAUAUUAUGAACUAGCCAAAAAUAUGAACAAUAAAAAAAAAAAAAAAAAAAAAAGGUUUAAAAAUGUGGACAUAGUUAAAUUGAGUAAUUUCCCAAUUUUCCCAUUUCUUGAUAUAAGACAUAUAUUAAAUGAUUUCUGUAUAGAUGAUUAUAUAAUAGUUGAUAUGCGUUCUCUAGAAAACUUUAAAAAAAAAAAAUUUAAAUCAUCUGUACAUGUUAAUACAUUUUUAAUUAACUUAAAAAAAGGCACAUAUAAGAAUUACAUUGAUGAUAUAUCAUAUGAUGAAAAUUUGACAUUGAAGACUAUUCUUCUCGUAUUUAAUAAUUCGAUAUUAGAUUAUGAUGCUAUAUAUAAUUUUUUAAAUUUAAAAAUAAAAUAUAUAACUAUAUUAUGUGGUGGAUUUACAAACGCCUUGAGUAUCUUACCCGCAACAUAUUUUACAUAG